AUGACACGUAUUAAAUGUACAGAUCUUCGUGGUAAAAAGCCCGAUGAUUUACAAAAACAACUGGAAGAUUUACGUCAAGAAUUGAACGUAUUACGUGUGGGAAAAGUGACGGGUAGUGGCGGUGCAGCUAAACUAUCAAAAAUACGAAGUGUUCGAAAAUCGAUUGCUCGUGUUUUAAUUGUCACACAUCAAACAACAAAGGAAAAUUUGCGUAAAUUAUAUCAUGGUAAAAAAUUUAAACCAAAGGAUUUACGUCCAAAAAAGACACGUGCCAUUCGUCGUUUAUUGACAAGAAAAGAAAAAUCAAUUCGAUCAGCAAAAACAAAACGAAAACAAUGGGCAUUUCCACGACGAGUUUAUGGUGUUAAAGCUUAA
Messenger RNA from Didymodactylos carnosus, 375 nucleotides. NCBI's taxonomy places the organism in Eukaryota, Metazoa, Rotifera, Eurotatoria, Philodinida, Philodinidae. The record is from the annotation of a GenBank genome assembly.